Marchantia polymorpha subsp. ruderalis is the source of this 1790-nucleotide messenger RNA. Lineage: Eukaryota; Viridiplantae; Streptophyta; Marchantiopsida; Marchantiales; Marchantiaceae. The record is from the annotation of a GenBank genome assembly.
CAAGCAGCCUGUGCUCGUCGAGGCAACCACUGAGCUUCUCGACAAGAUUCCAAAACCAGGUGCUAUCUGCAAUCAGGUUCGAUAGAGGUUUGAGAUCCCCACAUGGAGGAAGAAAAGUCUCCAACUCCUUGGUUUGCAGGAGUUAUGCCGGGUCAGUGGCGACUAGAGUCAGACCAUGCAUUCAACACCUAUAAGACGAUUGCAAUCAUCGGAUCAUUCACAGUUGACCUCUCCCAGACGUUCAAUACCAGCAGCACUCAGCCCCAGCUUCAUUCAAGCUCGGCUGAGCUAGCUGUUUAACAUCACGAUAAACUUUAGACUAGAUUUAGUUUUCAGGAUGAAGAUGGCGCCCUCAAUCUACCUUUCCAUUGGACUGGCAAUAUUGUACGCUGCCACGGCAGACGCGCAGCUAUCUCAGAGCUUCUACGCAAAGAGCUGUCCCGGUGGUGUGCAAGCUGUUGCCAACGUGGUCAGCGCGGCUGUUCGCAGUGACAGAAGAAAUGCCGCCGGCCUUCUCCGAUUGCAUUUCCACGAUUGUUUUGUCAAUGGAUGUGAUGGAUCAGUGCUUUUGUCUUCAACUCCUGGAAAUAAGGCAGAAAAGGAUGCACCACCAAAUCUCUCACUUCAAGGAUUUGGAAUCAUCGAUCAAGCGAAGGCUGCAAUAGAAAGGACUUGUCCCGGUGUUUUUUCGUGCUCCGAUAUCCUGGCUCUUGCAGCUAGAGAUGCCAUCGCCACUAUUGGGGGACCAAGCUGGUCGGUUCCCCUUGGUCGAAGAGAUGGAACGAUUUCGCGCGCAAGUGCCGCGUCCAGCAAUCUUCCGGGUGAUGGGUUCAGCUUCAGGCAGCUUCUUCAGAACUUCAACAGCAAGGGCCUCAGCCAAUCGGACUUGAUCGUCCUUUCAGGUGCCCACACAAUCGGACUUACCCACUGCAGCAAGGUCACUCCCCGCAUCUAUAACUUUCCCAGAAGCGCAAGUGGUGCCGAUCCUUAUCUCAACACCACUUACGUCAGGGAGAAGAGAGGAGUGUGUCCCAACUCCGCCAGCAGCGCAAACAAAUUCGUCGCUCUGGAUUCAAGCAAGGGAGGCCAGACCUUCGACAUCAACUACUUCACUAACGUUCUGGAUCACAAGGCCAUCUUCAAGUCGGACGAUGCUCUCAUCUCCACAAGCAGCGGUCUGAAGCAAGUGCUGGAUCUUGUUCGAUCCCCGAGCUCGAAGUUCUUUAGCCAAUUCGGGCUGGCUAUGCAGAAGAUGGGAAGGAUUCAGGUCCUGACCGGAUCUCAGGGAGAGAUCCGCAAAGUCUGCUCGAAGAAGAACUAGAACAUAAGCUGAAAAUUGUUUCUUUGUUAAAUUGAGUUGUAAAAUUGUUUCAGUGGACCCAGACUAGACUCUUCUUUAUCAAAGCACUUAGAAUUGUAGUUGCUGAAACGGGAGGGUGCUCUAAGCUAGCCAUUAGGUGAAGUUUUUCUAGCCAACAUGGUGAGCUUUAUUACUGAGCGUUAAUCGAAACUAGUGACAUGGAGGAAGUUUGGUGGCAAUUCGAGAGAGUUCUAAGCUAGUUAGCAAGUUUUACUAGUUCUCUAAAGUUGUUAGGAAGAGUACAAAUGAACACUGCAUUGGUCUCGCACAACAUUCUUCAAGACCUUGGGAAGAAGAUCUGCUGUGCUAAUUAUGUAGCACGCGGGCAUUCCUGCAGGCACCAUUCUUUGCUUCGUUUGCUUUUGAGAUCGAAGCCCACAAUUGUCACUUUCAUUGGGUGCUUUCGUGCACAUAAUAAACCGAAUUCCGG